This is a messenger RNA of Botrytis byssoidea, 225 nucleotides long. RefSeq lists its product as uncharacterized. Bases 1 to 225 code for a protein of 74 amino acids. Lineage: Eukaryota; Fungi; Ascomycota; Leotiomycetes; Helotiales; Sclerotiniaceae. The record is from RefSeq and is a predicted model, not a curated record. The transcript has a single exon.
AUGUCUUCGCGUACAAUUCAGAAAGAAGCUAUGUUCAUAGUUGAUAACUGCGUGCAAACAGAUGUUUGUGGACACCACCUUGACGAAGUUCCAAAUAUCGGAAACGCACCACCAAUCCUACCUCAAGAGCCGCAAUAUCAAACAGUCCAGACAAUGUCCUUUGGCUUAAUGCAAUAUUAUUUUCGAGGACAAUACAGCCUUGGAGAUGCGUUGUAUUAUGAAUAA